AUGCGCACGCGUCUAGCACCGCAACGCGGCAUCCGCAUAGGCAACGUCUCUGGUGCGACCGGCGAUGCUCCCCAUGCCAUGCUCCGCAUGGCACAGACGGGCGAUGUCGACUUCAUCACCGGGGACUGGCUAUCCGAGAUGAACAUCGCCUGGAACGCUAUAGCCAAAGCCAGUGAUCCGUCCCAAGGCUACGAAGUCGGUUUCCUGUCACAGCUCGAAGAAAGCAUCGACAUUAUCGUUGAGAAGAAGAUCAAGGUCGUUACAAACGCGGGCGCAUUGAACACGGAGGGGCUACGGGAGAAGGUUCGAGAGCUUUGUACGAAGAAAAGGUACGGGCAUUUAAGAAUCGCGGCGGUGCUGGGGGAUGAUGUCACGGCGGAGGUUGUGGAGAUGAUUGGUGCAGCAGCCUGGUGGCACGACUGGAAGCAAGACUCCUUCGAUGAGUUGGCUGGGGCGCUUGUUGCGGGGCAUCUGAUCGAAUGCGGACCUUACGUUUGUGGCGCAAAAUUUUCGGGCUUCAAGGAUCUUCUUCCAGGGUUGGUCGACGUCGGCUUUCCCAUUGCUGAGGUCAUGCGCAACGGAUCCAGCUACAUAACAAAACAGGAGGAUCUCGGCGGCAAAGUUACUGCUGCAAAUGUCACCGCGCAGCUGUUAUAUGAGCUCCAGGGUGAGAUGUAUCUGAACCCAGACGUAGUCGCCGAUAUACGCACCGUCCAUAUCACGCCCACAGCCGAGCCGCGACGGGAAGUUCUUGUCAGCGGAGUGAAGGGCUAUCCACCACCGCUUACCACAAAGGUCAUGGUCGCAGCUCCAGGAGGAUAUCAAGCUGAAACUAUCUACUAUCUCAACGGCCUCGAUAUCUCGGAAAAGGCGGAGAUGAUGAAGCGACAGCUGACGAGCAUUUUCCAGGGUCAUCGGUUCAGUAAACUGUCCAUGGAGCUUUACGGCGGCCAGGCGCUUGAUCCAAAAUCCCAGGCAGCGGGUACAGCUAUGUUGCGAGUCUUCGUGCAAGCGAAAAGGAAAGAAGACAUUGCGGCGAGCAAUUUCCGGAUCCCCAUCUACUCCCUUCGUAUGCAGAGCUAUCCCGGUAAGCUAUCACAUGAACUUGGACUUCCGCUCAAUGGAUCCCAAGCCUUUCAUGGAGAUUUUCCUACAACGAUACCGAUCAGUCAAAUCAACCACAGAAUGCGGCUGGACAACGAGCCCAUAAUAUACGCCCCGUCUCCACCCAUGUUCGCCGAAUACCCACAGCUGCGACCAUCAUACGAAACUGCAACGGCCCUGGAUUUGCGGUCGUUUGGCCUCUCAUCAAAAGCCCCAUUGGGCGCCAUUGUUCAUGCAAGAUCUGGCGACAAAGGCAACAAUUCGAAUGUUGGGUUCUUUGUCAGGUAUGCCGACGAGUACCCAUGGCUGCAGAGCUUUCUGACGGUGGAGCGGCUGUGUGUUCUGUUCGAAGAUGAUUGGAAGGACGGGUAUAAAGCCGAGAGGUGUGAGUUUCCAAACAUUCUCGCUAUUCACUUCCGAGUACUCGAUUUCUUAGAUGGUGGUAUUGCCAGCAGCUCACGCAUUGACGGACUCGGCAAAGGCAUCGGGGAAUAUUUGCGAAGCAAGGUUGUAGAUAUUCCGAUUAGAUUUCUCCAACGGGGUUACAUAUAA
Messenger RNA from Alternaria atra, 1656 nucleotides. RefSeq lists its product as uncharacterized. Bases 1 to 1656 code for a protein of 551 amino acids. The record is from RefSeq and is a predicted model, not a curated record. NCBI's taxonomy places the organism in Eukaryota, Fungi, Ascomycota, Dothideomycetes, Pleosporales, Pleosporaceae. The transcript is spliced from 5 exons.